Eurypyga helias (sunbittern) is the source of this 2923-nucleotide messenger RNA. RefSeq names its product sorting nexin 13 (gene SNX13). Gene Ontology annotation, molecular function: phosphatidylinositol binding. The coding region runs from base 227 to 2923 and encodes 898 amino acids. Gene Ontology annotation, cellular component: early endosome. The record is from RefSeq and is a predicted model, not a curated record. Gene Ontology annotation, biological process: positive regulation of GTPase activity. NCBI's taxonomy places the organism in Eukaryota, Metazoa, Chordata, Aves, Eurypygiformes, Eurypygidae. The transcript has 26 exons.
CAGUCUUUCCAUAUGGGGAUGGGGAAGUCUUGGCCUUGUGCUUUUUCUAUUAACUUUUGGACCCUUCGCUAUAUUUUACUUUGCAUUUUAUAUCCUCUGCUUUGUGGGUGGGGGUUUUGUGGUUACUCUUUUAUUUGGAAAAAGUAACUCAGAAAAAUACCUUGAGCAGUGUGAACAUUCGUUUCUUCCUUGUACGUCAGUUGGGAUCCCUAAGUGCAUAGAAGAAAUGAAACGUGAAGCCAGACCUAUUAAGAUUGACAGAAGACUGACAGGUGCAAAUAUAAUUGAUGAGCCUUUGCAACAGGUAAUCCAGUUUUCUCUCAGAGACUAUGUGCAGUAUUGGUAUUACACACUAAGUGAUGAUGAAUCGUUUCUUCUGGAAAUCAGGCAGGCUCUUCAGUAUGCACUCGUUCAGUUUUCUGCCAGGUCAAAGGAAACAGACUGGCAGCCUUAUUUCACUACACGACUUGUUGAUGACUUUGGCACUCAUCUUCGAGUUUUCAGAAAAGCUCAGCAAAGAAUAGCAGAGAAAGGUGAUCAGAUGAAAGGCCAAGCUGAGGAACUUGUAGAUACAUUCUUUGAGGUUGAAGUUGAAAUGGAAAAAGAAGUCUGUCGUGAUCUAGUCUGCACUUCUCCCAAAGAUGAAGAAGGAUUCCUAAGGGAUCUGUGUGAGGUUUUAUUGUAUAUAUUGCUACCUCCUGGAGACUUCCAGAACAAGAUCAUGCGAUACUUUGUCAGGGAAAUCCUCUCGCGAGGAAUUCUUCUUCCAUUAAUAAACCAGCUCAGUGAUCCUGAUUAUAUUAAUCAGUAUGUCAUAUGGAUGAUUCGUGAUUCCAACUGUAACUAUGAGGCCUUUAUGAAUAUUAUUAAGUUAAGUGAUAAUAUAGGAGAAUUGGAAGCAGUGAAAGAUAAAGCAAGUGAAGAACUGCAAUAUCUUCGAUCUCUAGAUACAGCAGGAGAUGAUAUCAACACUAUAAAAAAUCAAAUAAACAGUUUAUUAUAUGUUAUUAAAGUAUGUGAUUCAAGAAUUCAGAGGUUGCAGUCAGGAAAAGAAAUAGAUACUGUGAAACUGGCAGCAAACUUUGGAAAACUUUGCACAGUCCCUCUGGACCAUAUUCUGGUAGACAAUGUUGCACUUCAGUUUUUUAUAGAUUACAUGCAGCAGACUGGUGGCCAAGCACAUCUGUUUUUCUGGAUGACAGUGGAAGGAUACAGGGUUACGGCACAGCAACAGCUGGAGGUACUUCAAAGCCGGCAGAAAGAUGGAAAACAUCAGACUAAUCAAACCAAGGGUCUAUUAAGAGCAGCUGCAUUUGGAGUUUAUGAGCAAUAUUUAUCAGAAAAGGCAUCUCCAAGAGUCAAUAUUGAUGACAACUUAGUAGCAAAACUGGCAGAAACACUGAACCAUGAGGAUCCAACACCUGAAAUCUUUGAUGACAUUCAAAGAAAGGUGUAUGAAUUGAUGCUGCGAGACGAAAGAUUCUACCCUUCGUUCAAACAGAAUGCGUUGUAUGUGCGUAUGUUAGCUGAGCUGGAUAUGCUAAAGGAUCCUAGUUUCAGAGGAUCAGAUGAUGGUGAAGGAGAAUCUUUUAAUGGGUCUCCUACUGGCAGCAUAAAUCUGUCCUUAGAUGACCUUUCAAACGUCCCUUCUGAUGAGGCAGUUCAACUCCACGCAUACAUCUCAGAUACUGUCUAUGCUGACUAUGACCCAUAUGCUGUGGCAGGAGUGUGUAAUGACCACGGCAAGACAUACGCACUGUAUGCUAUCACAGUCCAUCGGCGAAAUCCAAACAGCGAAGAGACGUGGAAGACCUAUCGACGCUACAGUGACUUCCAUGACUUUCAUAUGAGGAUCACUGAGCAGUUUGAAAACCUUGCAAAUAUACUGAAACUUCCUGGCAAAAAGACAUUUAACAAUAUGGAUAGAGAAUUUUUGGAAAAGAGGAAAAAAGAUUUAAAUGCAUAUUUGCAGCUCUUGUUAAACCCUGAAAUGAUGAAGGCUUCUCCAGCUUUAGCCCAUUAUGUAUAUGACUUCCUGGAGAAUAAAGCCUACAGCAAAGGGAAGGGGGAUUUUGCACGGAAGAUGGACACAUUUGUAAACCCACUGCGUAACUCUAUGAGAAAUGUAUCAAACGCAGUCAAGUCUCUCCCUGACAGCCUGGCAGAGGGAAUGACUAAAAUGUCUGACAACAUGGGUAAAAUGUCAGAGAGAUUGGGACAAGACAUAAAGCAAUCAUUUUUCAAGGUGCCUCCUUUGAUCCAGAAAACCUAUUCAGAUCCUGAUCAUUGCCGUGUUGCAGCACCAAUUGAUGACAAUGUGGAUGACAAUAUUCCACUAAGAGUAAUGCUGCUUCUUAUGGAUGAAGUCUUUGAUUUAAAGGAAAGAAAUCAGUGGUUAAGAAGAAAUAUAAAAAAUCUGCUUCAGCAACUUAUUAGAGCAACAUAUGGUGACACAAUUAAUAGAAAAAUAGUUGAUCACGUUGAUUGGAUGACAUCUCCUGAGCAAGUAGCUGAUGCGGUGAAACGCUUCAGAGAUGCUUUUUGGCCCAAUGGCAUUUUAGCAGAGGCUGUUCCACGGAGGGACAAAGCUAUUAGAAUGAGAACAAGGGUGGCAGGGAAGACCAAAUUACUGGAGGUAAUGCCAGAUGAACUGAAGCACAUCAUAGGUGCUGAGACGACACGGAAAGGCAUUCUUCGGGUCUUUGAAAUGUUCCAGCACACUCAACUCAAUAAGAGAAUGGUGUAUGUGUUUCUGGAGAGAUUCCUAGAAACCUUAUUUCCACAAAAUAAGUUCCACGAGCUCUUCAACAAACUGCAUUCACGGUCAAAGCAGAUGCAGAGGUAUAAGCAGAGACUACACUGUACUCAAGCGCCUUCGUUGCAGAAAAGUUCAACCACUACCAGAAGGGUUUGUGUGUCUUAA